UGUGUUCGCAGGUUCGCAGUGUUUUGAUUAUUUUGGAAUUUAAAUUAAUGUUUAAAUAGCAUUAAACAAUGCACUGUGUGAGAUUUUAAUCAAAUAAAUUCAGACAUAAAAAAUGACAAGGUUCGCCCGUGCUAAAGGCUCAAAGGCGUCUAAUGAAAGAGCUCCUGAAGAUGCCACACCAUGGGAGGUUAUGAAGGAGCAAUUGCUUCAAGCUAAAAUUGAUGGGGAACAUGCUAAGAAGAGGCUUGAAGCAGAACAACAGCGAGUGGAGAACUAUGAAAACUUUUUGAAAGAACAGAAGGUUCAAAAGCGCCAGGCCUCCUGGUGUGAUUUCCCAGAAACAAAAACAGAUAGUAAAAAACCUAAGUUCCAACAUGAUAAAAAGAAGGUAAGUGAACAUACAGUUGGCAGCCAACAUUCAGAAAAUCACUUCCAGAGGGCAUCAGGCACAGGCACAACUAGUUAUGAAGAAACUGAUAAAACAAGAUCAGUGAAUAAUGACAAAACCACAAAGAAGAAAAAGUCUAAAAAUAAUAAAGAAAAAACAAGUUCUUUGCAUGAUGCUGCUCCAGCAGAGAAAGUAAAUGAAUCAAAUAAUGAUGAAACUAAACCACAAGAUGCCAUAGAUGACCAAGAUAUGAGUAAGAAGAAGGCAAAAAAAAAUAAGAAGAAGAAGAAUUCUGAUACUGCUAACAGCACUGAAUCUUCUAAAACUGAUGAUAAUAAACUAGAGAAGCCAGGUGACCAGCCUAAUAAAGGUCAAAAUCAAACUAAAGUUCCCAAAAAAAAGAAAAAGAAAUUGGUUGACGGUAAACCGGUGCGCAGGAAAGCAGAGAAUGACAGUAGCUUCCAGCUCAUCAUUAACGGAAAAGAAGUUGAGUUGGUGAGAUUUGAGGGUUUCCCUAUUAUGCGGAAAGAUGCAGACAGGCUGCAGGAUUUGAAAAACAACAUGAUAAGGAGAGGUAUACCUAAAAGUGAAGUGCAAAGGACUAUUAAACUUGAGCGACGACGGGCCGAAAAGGCUCUAGCUCGUCUUAAAAGAGAUGUGUGCUACAACUGCAGGAAGGGAGGACAUAACCUCUCCGACUGUCCGGAGCUCAAGUCCAAGAUACCAGGAGAGAAUGGAGCUGAUGGAGUGUGCUUCAAGUGCGGCUCCACUGAGCACAGACAAUUUGAAUGCAAAGUGCAAAAGGAUAAGGAGUUCAGAUUUGCUAGUUGCUUCAUCUGCAGGGAGCAGGGACACAUAGCUAGGCAAUGCCCAGACAAUCCAAAAGGACUCUACCCCAAUGGAGGUGGGUGCAAGUUAUGUGGUGAUGUCACACAUCUCAGGAAGGAUUGCCCAACGGACCAAGACAAGAGAGUGGAAUCUACUGUGAAACUGCCGACACUAGAGAGCGUGGACAACAUUGAAGACAUUGAGCAGCAGCAAGCGGUGAAACCCACUGAAUCCGUAAAGAAACCCAAGAAAAUCAAGUUCUAAAAACCUACCUACAUAGAAAAAAAAAAUACUGAGGUAUUUCAAUUUGUACAGUUACUAAAUGAAACUACUUAAAUAAAAUGUUUACAAUUAA
Molecule: messenger RNA, 1571 nt
Organism: Plutella xylostella (diamondback moth)
Lineage: Eukaryota; Metazoa; Arthropoda; Insecta; Lepidoptera; Plutellidae
Cellular component (GO): nucleolus
Molecular function (GO): nucleic acid binding; zinc ion binding
Source: RefSeq, a predicted model, not a curated record